Molecule: messenger RNA, 1512 nt
Organism: Prunus avium (sweet cherry)
Lineage: Eukaryota; Viridiplantae; Streptophyta; Magnoliopsida; Rosales; Rosaceae
Product: ubiquitin receptor RAD23d
Biological process (GO): proteasome-mediated ubiquitin-dependent protein catabolic process; nucleotide-excision repair
Cellular component (GO): nucleoplasm; cytosol
Molecular function (GO): ubiquitin binding; polyubiquitin modification-dependent protein binding; proteasome binding
Source: RefSeq, a predicted model, not a curated record
AGAGCAAAGACUCCUGCUUUUCGUUAUCACAGUGACUUCGUGCUCUCUCUUUUCUUUUCUCUCUCUAUCUGAAAAACGUGACGGCCGGCAACCGGAAAUCGGAGACUCGCCGGAUAAUCGGAACUGUGCGAAUUAGGUGAAUGUUGUAAGUCGAAGAAACGAGAAGAAGACGAUGAAGGUUUUUGUCAAGACUUUGAAGGGCACUAACUUCGAGAUCGAAGUGAAACCCGAAGAGACGGUUGCUGAUGUCAAGAAAAUUAUAGAGACCGUACAGGGUGCAGAUGUGUACCCUGCCUCACAACAGAUGCUUAUUCAUCAGGGGAAAGUUCUUAAGGACACCACAACUCUAGAAGAAAAUCAAGUUGCUGAAAAUAGUUUUAUUGUGAUAAUGUUAACCAAGAAUAAGGCAUCACCAAGCGGAGCCUCCAGUACAAAAGGUGCAGCCACAAGUCAGGCUCAACCUGCUAGUGCUCCUACCUCGACAGCACCACCAGUAGCACCUCCAAAUCCUGUUCGAGCUGUGGCAGAGUCACAGCCUGUCAUUGAGACUCCUGCUGUUGCAGCUCCCACUGAUUCUUCAAGAUCAGAUGUGUAUGGCCAAGCUGCAUCAAAUCUUGUUGCAGGAACUAAUUUAGAGGCUACCGUUCAGCAGAUUCUAGAUAUGGGCGGAGGAAGUUGGGAUCGUGAUACAGUUGUCCGUGCUUUACGUGCUGCUUUCAACAACCCUGAAAGGGCUGUUGAGUAUUUAUAUUCUGGCAUUCCUGAACAAGCUGAAGUCCCACCAGCAGCCCAAGUUCCUGCUGGUGAACAAGCAGCAAAUCCUCCGGCAGCAAAUCCUCCAGCCCAGGCUCCACAACCAGUAGCGCCUACUGCCGGUCCGAAUGCAAAUCCACUAGACCUGUUUCCACAGGGCCUUCCCAAUAUGGGUGCAAAUGCUGGUGCAGGCAAUUUGGAUUUCCUGCGCAACAGUCCACAGUUCCAAGCUUUGCGAGCUAUGGUGCAAGCAAACCCUCAAAUUCUCCAGCCUAUGCUUCAAGAGUUAGGGAAACAAAAUCCACAUCUAAUGCAGCUCAUUCAAGCUCAUCAAGCUGACUUCUUACGCUUGAUAAAUGAGCCUGUUGAAGGCGGUGAAGGGAACCUAUUGGAGCAGUUGGGUGCAGCAGUGCCACAGGCUGUGACCGUCACCCCUGAGGAGCGAGAGGCCAUCGAACGUCUUGAAGCUAUGGGUUUCGAUCGGGCCCUUGUGUUGGAGGUAUACUUUGCAUGCAACAAGAAUGAGGAGCUGGCGGCCAACUAUCUUUUGGAUCACAUGCAUGAGUUUGAGGAAUGAUAUGACAAAUGGGUUAUCUUUGAUCCAUCUUUUCUUCUGUGUGAACUCUUUGCCAUGUGGGUUAAGUUUAGUAGGGUUUCUUAUACUCUUCUUAUUCCAGCUAUUUGUCUUGUAUCUCUCAGCAGACGGUGUCAUAUCCCCUCCCUUUUAUGUUUUGGAUGGCAUAAAUUAUCUGCUUCAAA